UAAUUUCUCUAAUUUGAUCUUCCUUCUUAAUAAAAGCUAAGUUGGAUUAAGGGCUUGAUUAACCCUCUUUAAUUUCACACCAACAAAAUGGCAAUAUGAACAAUUUCAAUCUACUUUUCUCCUUUAAAUACUUUUCCAAUAAACCAAACCCUACACCUUUUUCCACCAUACCCUUCACCAAAAUCUGAUCCCCCUUUUCUCUUGGUGUUCUUCCCUCAAAGUUGAGCUCACCCAGAUUUCAGCCACGGAGUUCCCAAGCCAAGCUGGAGAAGGAUCUGCCUCUUCCCACAAAAAAAUGGGAAGAGGUAAGAUUGAAAUUAAACGAAUUGAAAAUACCACAAAUCGUCAAGUCACCUUUUGCAAGAGAAGAAAUGGUUUGCUUAAAAAAGCCUACGAGUUGUCUGUUCUUUGUGAUGCUGAAGUUGCCCUCAUCGUCUUCUCCACUCGUGGCCGUCUCUAUGAAUAUGCCAAUAACAGUGUUAGAGGAACCAUUGAAAGGUACAAGAAAGCAUUUGCUGACUCUUCCAAUUCUGGAUUAUCAGUGGCAGAAGCUAAUGUACAGUUUUACCAGCAAGAAGCAUCGAAGCUGAAGAGACAGAUCCGGGAGAUUCAAAACUCGAACAGGCAUAUUCUUGGUGAAGCACUCAGCUCAUUGUCUUUAAAGGACCUGAAAAGCUUGGAGGGCAGAUUGGAGAGAGGAAUCAGCAAAGUUAGGGCUAAAAAGAACGAAACCUUGUGUGCAGAGAUGGAAUUCAUGCAAAAAAGGGAAAUGGAGCUUCAGAAUCACAACAACUAUCUGCGAGCACAGAUUGCUGAACACGAAAGAAUACCACAACAGCAACAACAGCAACAAACGAACAUGAUGCAAAGGGGAACAUAUGAGACAGUGGGAGGAGGGCAGUACGAGGAGAACAGAAGCUAUGGCGGCGUGGGGCUUAUGGAUUCGGACACCCAUUACGCCCAUCAAGACCAUCUCACUGCCCUUCAGCUCGUUUAAGCUCGUUUAAGUGUAUAACUCUCCAAACCAAACCAAACCAAAAAAAAAACAAAAACAAAAACAAAAAUCUUGUUGUUAUUAUUGUUAUUAUUAUUAUUCUGAAUCUGCAACCAACCAACCACCGAGGAUGUCAAAUAAUAACUGCCUUUUGAAGCUCUCUGCUUCUGGCUGAGAUAAUCUCAUGGUAUUUAUUUUUGUGUAGUGUUCUUAUGCUUCAUGCUACAAUCAAAACCCUCAACAUAGACUCCUUUAUAUAUAUAUUAUAAAACUUUUUUUGUA
This is a messenger RNA of Cucurbita moschata (crookneck pumpkin), 1276 nucleotides long. RefSeq names its product floral homeotic protein AGAMOUS-like. Gene Ontology annotation, cellular component: nucleus. The record is from RefSeq and is a predicted model, not a curated record. The coding region runs from base 296 to 997 and encodes 233 amino acids. Gene Ontology annotation, biological process: positive regulation of transcription by RNA polymerase II. Lineage: Eukaryota; Viridiplantae; Streptophyta; Magnoliopsida; Cucurbitales; Cucurbitaceae. Gene Ontology annotation, molecular function: RNA polymerase II cis-regulatory region sequence-specific DNA binding; DNA-binding transcription factor activity, RNA polymerase II-specific; protein dimerization activity. The transcript is spliced from 8 exons.